AUGUAUGAAGAAGAAGACCAAUAUGAAAAUGAUGAAGAUGCUGGAGAAAUCUCAUCCGAACUAUGGCAAGAAGCCUGCUGGAUAGUGAUCAACUCAUAUUUUGAUGAAAAAGGUUUGGUUCGACAACAGUUGGACUCAUUUGAUGAAUUUAUUCAAAUGUCUGUUCAGAGAAUUGUCGAGGAUACUCCUAUCAUUGAUCUUCAAGCAGAAGCGCAACAUGCAUCUGGAGAAAUUGAAAAUCCUCCUCAUUAUUUACUUAAAUUUGAACAAAUUUACCUUUCUAAGCCUACUCAUUGGGAAAAAGAUGGAGCUCCUAGUCCGAUGAUGCCCAAUGAAGCUCGUUUAAGAAAUUUGACUUAUUCUGCUCCUCUCUAUGUAGACAUUACAAAAAAAAUAAUCAAAGAAGGAGAGGAUCCAAUCGAGACCAAACAUCAGAAAAGUUUCAUUGGAAAAAUUCCUAUAAUGCUGAGAUCAACUUACUGUCUUUUAAGCGGUUUAACUGACAGAGAUCUAACAGAGUUAAAUGAAUGUCCUUUAGAUCCAGGAGGGUAUUUUAUAAUAAAUGGAUCUGAAAAAGUUUUGAUAGCCCAGGAAAAAAUGGCAACCAACACUGUGUACGUCUUCAGUAUGAAGGAUGGAAAAUUUGCUUACAAAGCUGAAAUAAGAAGUUGCUUGGAGCACUCGUCAAGACCAACAUCCACGUUAUGGGUAAACAUGAUGGCUAGAGGUGGUCAGAGUAUUAAGAAAUCAGCCAUAGGGCAAAGAAUAAUAGCAAUUUUACCAUAUAUUAAGCAGGAAAUUCCCAUAAUGAUAGUUUUUAGGGCACUAGGUUUUGUAGCCGAUAGAGAUAUUUUAGAACAUAUAAUAUAUGAUUUUGAUGAUCCAGAAAUGAUGGAAAUGGUCAAGCCAUCGCUUGAUGAAGCUUUUGUCAUUCAGGAACAAAAUGUAGCAUUGAAUUUUAUUGGGGCCAGAGGAGCCAGGCCUGGAGUUACCAAAGAAAGAAGAAUAAAAUAUGCUAAAGAAAUUCUGCAAAAAGAAAUGUUGCCUCAUGUAGGAGUAUCUGAUUUUUGUGAAACGAAAAAAGCUUAUUUUUUAGGUUAUAUGGUUCACAGAUUACUACUGGCAGCUUUGGGAAGAAGAGAAUUAGAUGACAGAGAUCAUUACGGAAAUAAAAGAUUAGAUUUGGCUGGACCAUUGCUUGCUUUUUUAUUUCGUGGCCUCUUUAAGAACUUAAUGAAGGAAGUAAGAAUGUUCGCCCAAAAAUUUAUAGAUAGGGGAAAAGAUUUUAAUUUAGAAUUGGCCAUUAAAACCAAAAUUAUAACUGAUGGUCUUCGUUAUUCACUGGCAACAGGAAACUGGGGAGAUCAAAAAAAAGCUCAUCAAGCCAGAGCUGGGGUUUCACAGGUUUUAAACAGGCUCACAUUUGCUUCGACAUUAAGUCAUUUACGAAGAGUGAACUCUCCUAUAGGCCGAGAUGGGAAACUUGCUAAACCUCGUCAGCUUCACAAUACUCUUUGGGGAAUGAUUUGUCCCGCUGAGACGCCUGAAGGUGCAGCUGUUGGACUAGUUAAAAACAUUGCUCUCAUGGCUUAUAUUUCAGUUGGGUCUCAGCCUUCUCCCAUUUUAGAAUUUUUGGAAGAGUGGUCCAUGGAAAACCUUGAAGAAAUUGCUCCCUCAGCUAUCGCGGACGCCACAAAAAUUUUUGUCAACGGAUGUUGGGUUGGAAUUCACAGAGAUCCGGAACAGUUAAUGGCCACCCUAAGAAAACUUAGAAGGCAAAUGGAUAUAAUAGUUUCGGAAGUGUCCAUGAUCAGAGAUAUUCGAGACAGGGAGAUAAGAAUAUACACCGAUGCCGGUCGUAUUUGCAGGCCAUUGUUAAUAGUUGAAGGAGGACAACUUUUACUUAAGAAAAACCACGUAAACAUGCUCAAAGAACGUGAAUAUAACAAUUUCGGGUGGCAAGUUUUGGUGGCGAGCGGAGUAGUAGAAUAUAUAGAUACAUUAGAAGAAGAAACCGUUAUGAUAGCCAUGUCACCGGACGAUCUUAGGCAAGAUAAAGAAUAUGCAUACUGUACAACUUAUACUCAUUGCGAAAUUCAUCCUGCCAUGAUUUUAGGAGUUUGUGCUAGUAUUAUUCCUUUCCCUGAUCACAAUCAAAGUCCCCGUAAUACAUAUCAAAGCGCCAUGGGAAAACAAGCCAUGGGAGUUUAUAUAACAAAUUACCAUGUCAGAAUGGAUACUCUGGCUCAUGUUUUAUUUUAUCCUCAUAAACCAUUAGUUAUUACAAGAUCCAUGGAAUAUUUAAGAUUUCGAGAACUACCUGCUGGAAUUAAUUCUAUAGUUGCUAUAUUGUGCUACACCGGUUACAAUCAAGAAGACAGUGUCAUUUUGAAUGCGUCUGCAGUCGAGCGAGGAUACUUUCGAUCCGUUUUUUAUCGUUCGUACAAAGAUUCAGAAUCGAAAAGAAUCGGUGACCAAGAAGAACAGUUUGAGAAACCUAAUAGGCAAACAUGUCAAGGAAUGAGAAAUGCCAUGUAUGACAAGUUAGACGAUGAUGGUAUUAUAGCUCCUGGUGUUAGGGUUUCAGGAGAUGACGUAAUAAUUGGAAAAACUAUUACCUUACCCGAUAACGACGAUGAGUUGGAAGGUGCUACCAAAAGAUAUACAAAGCGAGAUGCGAGCACGUUUUUGAGAAAUUCGGAAACGGGUUGCGUCGACCAAGUAAUGAUUACGUUGAAUUCCGAGGGAUACAAAUUUUGUAAAAUUCGAGUUAGAUCCGUUCGAAUCCCUCAAAUCGGCGAUAAAUUUGCGUCUAGGCACGGUCAAAAGGGUACAUGCGGAAUACAAUACAGACAAGAAGAUAUGCCUUUCACUUGUGAAGGUUUAACUCCCGACAUAAUUAUAAAUCCUCACGCUAUUCCAUCUCGUAUGACCAUAGGUCACUUGAUCGAGUGUCUCCAAGGUAAAGUUUCAUCAAACAAGGGAGAAAUAGGAGACGCAACACCUUUUAACGAUGCAGUUAACGUACAAAAAAUAUCUACACUCUUGCAAGAAUACGGAUAUCAAUUAAGAGGUAACGAAUUAAUGUACAACGGUCACACGGGUCGUAAAAUAAAUGCCCAAGUUUUUCUGGGACCAACUUACUAUCAGCGUUUGAAACACAUGGUGGAUGACAAAAUUCAUUCGAGGGCCAGGGGUCCCGUUCAAAUAUUAGUUCGUCAGCCUAUGGAGGGUCGUGCCAGGGAUGGAGGACUUCGAUUCGGUGAAAUGGAAAGAGAUUGUCAAAUAUCUCAUGGUGCUGCACAGUUUUUAAGGGAAAGAUUGUUUGAAGUGUCAGAUCCUUAUAGGAUUCACGUUUGUAAUUUUUGUGGUCUCAUUGCCAUAGCCAAUCUCAGAAACAACACAUUUGAAUGUAAAGGAUGUAAAAAUAAAACUCAGAUAUCGCAAGUUCGAUUACCUUAUGCAGCAAAACUCUUAUUUCAAGAACUUAUGUCUAUGAACAUAGCUCCAAGAUUGAUGGUUUUGUAA
Molecule: messenger RNA, 3528 nt
Organism: Pediculus humanus corporis (human body louse)
Lineage: Eukaryota; Metazoa; Arthropoda; Insecta; Psocodea; Pediculidae
Product: DNA-directed RNA polymerase II 135 kDa polypeptide, putative
Exons: 16
Coding region: 1-3528 (1175 amino acids)
Biological process (GO): DNA-templated transcription
Cellular component (GO): RNA polymerase II, core complex
Molecular function (GO): DNA-directed RNA polymerase activity; ribonucleoside binding; DNA binding
Source: RefSeq, a predicted model, not a curated record